GGGGUGGGGGAGGGGGAGGACGGCGACCGCGACCGGAAGUCCUGAAGCUAACUUUUCCUUGCGCGUCUCUUGCACGGCUGGGGAGGGGGACUUGUUCCUCUCAUUUUCAAUGGAGAGUAACUGUACAGAUAAAUAAUGAGGACCAGCCCUCGCAGGCCCUUAAUUCUCAAAAGAAGGAAACUGACCCUUCUACAGAAGGAGGUAUCCAGUACUUCAGGUAGAGAUGAGAACAGUGGUCACGAUGAAAAGACACCUAAGCAGGAGCACAGUCAGGAGGACCUAAAGGACAGCCAAUGCAGAGACAAAAUAGACUGUGGCCUGCAGAAAUUUCCAGCGGGAAUAAAGAUAAUGAACCAUCCUACCAUGCCCAACACGCAAGUGGUGGCUAUCCCUACAAAUGCGGAUAUCCAGAGCAUCAUAGAGGCCCUGACAGUAAAAGGAAAAGAAUGUGGCAACAAUGGGCCCAAUAAGUUCAUUCUCAUUAGCAGUGGGGGAACUUCUUGUUCAGCAGGUUUGAUACUUUCACAGCACCUUCCCUCAGUGGAGAAACCUGGCGCAGUGGCUAGGUCUUCAAAUAGUCAAGUAAGAGAGAAGAGUAUUUCACAGACACCCGAUCUUGCAGGAGGAUCAAUGGUCUGGCAUUCAGGAAUUGAUUCUGCAUUUGCACAGAAACAGGAGAACAGCAGUGGUGAGACAAUGAGCUCUGUGCUGGAUAAUAGUCUCACUAACAUCCAGUGGCUGGGGAAGAUGAAAACUGAUGGACUAACUCCCUGUUCUGUGAAGCAAGGCAUGGAGAAAGAGAACCAGAUGCCUCUGCAAGAAAGAAUCAAGACUGAAGAUUCUGCUGCUGUUACCAUUCCCUCCUCUUCUUCCUCAUGGCAGGAUUCAAUAUCAGAACGACCUCCAUACUCCUACAUGGCCAUGAUCCAGUUUGCCAUCAACAGCACUGAGAGGAAGCGUAUGACUCUGAAAGACAUCUAUACUUGGAUUGAGGAUCAUUUCCCAUAUUUUAAGCAUGUGGCUAAGCCAGGUUGGAAGAACUCUAUUCGGCAUAACCUGUCCCUCCAUGAUAUGUUUGUCCGUGAGACAUCUGCUAAUGGUAAAAUCUCAUUCUGGACUAUUCACCCUGAUGCCAACCGUUGCCUAACAUUGGACCAAGUGUUUAAGAUGAUCUCUGUAUUUGGAGGAAAAAAGAAAAGGGUGCUGUGGCUUUUGCUGCUGGAGCUUCUUUGGGAUGCAUUCAUUCUUCAGCCGCUGGACUUGGGGUCAACAUCGUCUGAGCACUCUGAAUCAGAGCAAAAGCAACAUGUUCCAGAUCCCCAGAAGAACACGGGAAGCAACAGUAGCAGCAAAACUGAACCCCAGAAUGCACGACGAAAGAUGAAGCCUUUGCUUCCUCGCAUCAACUCCUACCUUGUUCCGAUCCAGUUUCCAAUGAGUCAGCCUCUUGUCUUGCAACCUUCUUUGAAGGUUCCUCUAUCUGCGGUACAGGGAGCAUCCCACAACAGUUCAGAGACCUUCCGGAGCAAUAAACGUGUGCGCAUUGCUCCAAAGAUGUCGCUCUCUGUUGAAGAGUCAUCCUCUUUACCCAUGGCUGCGGCCAAGGGGGAGAGCCAAUUUGAUGAAGGAUUUUUUUCCCCAACACAUUCUCUGAAGGAGAACAACUGUCAGCUUGAUGAGGAAUCAUCAUCUCUCCCUGAGGCACUCUGUAUUAAGGAAGAGGAAAGCUCACAGUUGGGGAACUGGCUGUCCCCCUUUGCUUCAACCAUAACUGUAAAGGAAGAGCCAGACUUGUUUGUCCCA
Molecule: messenger RNA, 1803 nt
Organism: Phasianus colchicus (ring-necked pheasant)
Lineage: Eukaryota; Metazoa; Chordata; Aves; Galliformes; Phasianidae
Gene: FOXM1
Product: forkhead box M1
Biological process (GO): G2/M transition of mitotic cell cycle; regulation of transcription by RNA polymerase II; regulation of cell population proliferation
Cellular component (GO): nucleus
Molecular function (GO): RNA polymerase II transcription regulatory region sequence-specific DNA binding; DNA-binding transcription factor activity
Source: RefSeq, a predicted model, not a curated record